Penicillium taxi is the source of this 3429-nucleotide messenger RNA. RefSeq names its product WD40 repeat domain-containing protein. The transcript is spliced from 2 exons. Gene Ontology annotation, molecular function: protein binding. Bases 1 to 3429 code for a protein of 1142 amino acids. Gene Ontology annotation, cellular component: transcription repressor complex; nucleus. The record is from RefSeq and is a predicted model, not a curated record. Gene Ontology annotation, biological process: negative regulation of transcription by RNA polymerase II. Lineage: Eukaryota; Fungi; Ascomycota; Eurotiomycetes; Eurotiales; Aspergillaceae.
AUGGCUGGAACCGGGAAAUCCACGAUAUCUCGAACUGUGGCAAAAUCACUCAAGGAGACCAAACACCUAGGAGCAAGCUUUUUCUUUAAAAGGGGCGAAGGUGAUCGAGGAAAUGCCACAAGACUUCUCCCAACACUUGCAAGGCAACUAGUGCUUAAUUUUCCUGGGCUAAUUUCUGGCCUGCAGAAGGCACUUCAUGACGACCCGGACAUUGCUUCAAAAUCGCUAAAAGAGCAGUUUGAUAAAAUACUCCUUCAACCACUGCUUGACUUUAACCAACUUGAUAAGCAAUCUCCUCAUACCGCUGUGAUAGUGAUCGAUGCCUUGGACGAAUGUGAACAUGAUCAAGAUGUACGAACCAUAAUCAGAUUAUUGCCUCUUCUACAAAAGGCACCCGCGAUUCGCCUUCGUGUAUUCUUAACAAGCCGACCUGAACUGUCGAUUCGCCUCGGCUUUUUAGAGAUCGCGAACCAUGAUUACCAGGACCUAGUUCUUCAUGAUAUCUCCAUAAAAGCGACAGAACAGGAUAUAUAUCUAUUCCUGAAGGACAGAUUUGCGAAGAUCAGACACGAUAGAAAUAUUUCUCGAGACUGGCCGAGCGAUAACGUCAUCCAACAAUUAGUUAGAAUGUCAGCUCCACUGUUCAUUUGUGCCGCCACCGUGUGCCGAUACAUCGAGAAUCUAAGAUGGGAACCUGUAUUACGGCUGACGGAGCUAUUAAAGGACCAAGCCAAAUAUGCCGCUAAGAUGGACAAGACGUACCUGCCAAUUCUGACGCAGCUGAUAGAUGACCAAGAAAAUGAUGAGUCAGAACAGCAGCAGCUCUUGCAAGAGUUCCAGGAAAUAGUCGGUGUCAUCAUUCUUCUCGCUGUUCCACUUUCAAUCAAUGCGCUCUCCCUAUUUCUUGAGCUUGAGCCAGAACUAAUUAGCAAUCGAUUAGAAUUAUUUCAAUCUGUUCUAAGUAUUCCGAAGAAACGAGAUCUGCCUGUUAGGACUUUACAUUUGUCAUUCCGAAAUUUCUUGGUCCGAUCCCAGAGCAGAUUCUUUGUGGACGAGCCCAAGAAACAUAUGGAUAUCGCCAUGCGCUGUCUUAUCACCAUGCGUGGUCGCUUAAAGAAAAAUAUUUGCAACCUGAAGGGCUAUGGAAUUCAAAGAACUGAGAUCGAUACCAUGUCUAUCCAUCAGCAUUUACCAACAGAGCUAAAAUAUUCCUGUCGCUAUUGGGUACAUCAUCUGUCACAGAGUAAGGAUGUUGCUGCUGCAAUAGAGGAUAUCUUCUUGUUUCUCCGAGAGCAUUUUAUACAUUGGUUGGAAGCAAUGAGCCUUCUAGGCGUCGUAUCAGAAGUUCUGGAGAUCAUUGAUCAAUUGCAGCUGGUGAUACGCGAUUAUAACGUAUCCAAUUUCCUACAUGAUGGCAGGCGGUUCGUCCUUAAAAAUAGACAGAUCGCUGAUGAGGCGCCCCUCCAACUUUAUAGCUCAGGACUUGUAUUUGCACCUAGGAUGGCAAUAGUUCGGAGGGAAUUUGAAGAAGAGCUCCCUAGUUGGAUAUGUAGGUUUCCAAAGGUUGAGGAAACCUGGAGCUCAGAAAUGCAGACUCUUGAGGGCCAUUCCGAGUCCGUCCAAUCUGUGGCAUUCUCCCCAGAUGGCCGAAUCCUGGCAUCCGGCUCGAGUGAUAAAACAGUCAGGCUGUGGAAUACCACCACGGGCGUGCUUGAGCAGACCCUUGAUGGCCAUUCCAAGUCUGUCCAGUCUGUGGCAUUCUCCCCUGACGGCCGAGUCCUAGCAUCCGGCUCAAGUGAUAAAACGGUUCGGCUGUGGGACACCGCUACGGGUGAGCUACAGCAGAUUUUCGAUCUUUAUUCUGAGUCUGUCCAGUCCGUAGCAUUCUCUCCAGAUGGGCGACAUCUGGCGUCCGGAUCAGAUGAUGGGACAGUCAGGCUCUGGGAUACCGCCAUAGGCGCGCUACAGCAGACCCUUUACGGCCAUACAGACAAGGUCCAGUCUGUUACAUUCUCCUCAGACGGCCAAUAUUUGGCGUCUGGAUCAAAUGAUAGGACUAUCAAACUCUGGGAUACCACUACUGGCGCGCUGCAGCAGACUCUAAAGGGCCAUUUAGACUCCGUCCAUUCUAUUGCAUUCUCCCCAGACUGUCUGCUCUUGGCGUCUGGCUCAAGAGACGAGACAUUCAAACUCUGGGACACAGGCACAGGCGCGCUCCGGCGAUCUCUCGAUUCUCAUUCAGAUUUGAUAUGUUAUCCAGAUUGGAUCGCAUCUGUGACAUUCUCCCCCGACGGCCGACUCCUGGCGUCCUGCUCAAAGGAUAGGUUGAUCCGGCUGUGGGAUACCGCCACAGGUGUGCUGCAGCAGGCUCUUGAGGGUCAUUCACAUUGUGUCCAAUCUGUAGCAUUCUCUCCCGACGGUGGAAUACUGGUGUCCGGGUCAACAGAUAAGACAGUCAGGCUAUGGGAUACCACUAUAGGUACAGGGCAGCAAACUCACGAGGGCCACUCAGAUUGGGUCUUGUCAAUAGUCUUCUCCCCAGAUGGCCGGCUCCUCGCGUCCGGCUCAAGCGACAAAACAGUUAGGCUAUGGGAUACUGCUACGGGCACACUACUACGGACUCUUAAGGGUCAUUCACGUUGUGUCCAGUCUGUGGCGUUUUCACCAGAUGGCCGAAUCCUAGCAUCCAGCUCAAAUGAUAAGACAGUCAGGUUCUGGGAUACUGCUACAGGUGCACGCAAGCAGAUUCUUAAGGGUCAUUUAGAUAUAGUCUGGUCUGUGGUAUUCUCCCCUAACGGCCGACUCCUAGCGUCCAGCUCAAGUGACAAAACAGUCAGGCUGUGGAAUGUCGCUGUAGGUACGUGGCAGCAGACUCUCGAUGGCCAUUCAGAUGAAGUCCGUUGUGUGGCAUUCUCCCUAGACGGCCAAUAUCUGGUGUCUGGAUCAAAUGAUAGGACGGCCAGGCUCUGGGAUACCGCCACAGGCGCGCUACAACAGACCCUCUCCGGCCAUUCAGGCAUUGUCCGAUCUGUUGCAUUUUCCUCUAAUGGCCGACUCCUAGCAUCUAGCUCAGAUGAUAAGACAGUCAGGCUCUGGGACACUGCCACAGGCGCGCUGCAGCAGAGUUUGGGUGUUCACGGGCUGGUCACCAACCUGGAAUUUGUCCAAGAUGAUUCACAUCUAAGUACCAAUCUGGGAUACCUUAAAACACAGUCCGAAUGUAAUAAUAAUGCCUCCUAUUUAUCUCAAGAGGAAGCUGGGAUAUUUAUUCUGAAUCGUCAGUGGAUAACCCUUCACCGCAGAAAGGUGCUGUGGCUUCCUCCUGAAUAUAGGCCUUGGUGUUCAGUGAUUAACGGGACUACACUUGCCUUGGGACACGAAUCUGGGCGGGUUUCAUUCAUAGGAUUUUGUGAUAUUGGACGUCAGUAG